This is a messenger RNA of Gadus chalcogrammus (walleye pollock), 3730 nucleotides long. RefSeq names its product sulfotransferase 2B1-like. NCBI's taxonomy places the organism in Eukaryota, Metazoa, Chordata, Actinopteri, Gadiformes, Gadidae. The transcript has 7 exons. Bases 1333 to 2325 code for a protein of 330 amino acids. Gene Ontology annotation, cellular component: cytoplasm. The record is from RefSeq and is a predicted model, not a curated record. Gene Ontology annotation, molecular function: sulfotransferase activity. Gene Ontology annotation, biological process: sulfation.
UCUCCGUUUACUGAUUCAAUACUUCAAAUUUUGCGUAAAAUCAGGGGGAUGGAAACGCAGCUAAUGACAUCAGUCUAUUGCUCAGUAAACUUAGAUUAUAGGUAUAAGUAAGGUUGACUUUAAGUACAAACCAUACAAGAUAAGUAUUUUCCCCAAUGUUAAACAUUAUUGAUAUUACCUGGCUUUCCUUGGUCAACAAGUGCCUGUACUAUGAGGGACAUCAUCAUGUGUCCCUCAUCCACGUCUUACAAAAGAUGAACCCCCAGCCGCCUCAUUUACGUAUAAGUGGCCCCUCAAAGACGGCUGGCUCACGUCACGGUGAGAGGAGACGCCCUCCAGUGGUUUCUCGUCUGUGGCUUUAGAAUGUAUAUUCUGUAGGCUUCAAGUUAGCGUUAAAUUAACUAAUCCAUACCCUGGUUAAAAUCAAACACUACCAGCUUUAGGAUUAUGACUGUAUAUGCCACAGACAAAUAAAGUGGCAUUGUUAACUAUUAAAAAUGCAUAUUUUACUGUUUAAAUUAAUAUUGCUGUCCCAGCGCUCAUCUCUUAAACCCAUGUGGUAAGUCAUGGUGAUUUAGAUCAGGUUAAUAAACAAGGCGAUGAAUGGAUUUUAAGACCUCACUUAAUAUAAUUAAUGUAUAAUAUAUAACUUCAUGCCAAUAUAAUGUUUAAUAUGUAACCCUUUUGUACGUACUACUUGAAUUACUGUAUGGAAUUAAUUUUUUACAUCGUGGGCAGGGCAUAAAUGCUAAUGAGAACGUCAAGGGCCCGUAGUUUAGAGCAUUGUGAUUGGCCAAGGACAUCUUGGAAGAGGCCACACAAUUAGAAUAUAAGGCGGAGCUCAGAGACUGUUGGCGUCCGAGUUCUUUGCAAACCAACCAAGUGAUUUUGUUACUCUCUGCGGUGACCAGAAAUCCUUGAUCGUUCAACCAUACUCCAUCUUGACCUCUCGUAAUUUGUUAUGGUAUUAGACCUGGGUUUUUAUCCACGACACCACUCACACAACUACCCCAGUUAUUUAAAUUAAAAGAAUAAAACAUAAUACAAAAAAGGAUGAAAUGUAAUAUUGGGUCCCCUUGUGUCAUUAGGGGCACGAUUCAACAACAUAGUCUGCAUAUGGCGAUUAAUGGCCCUGCUUGUACCUUUGCCUUUGCUUCCGUUUACCAAAUAUUUGGCUCUGAAUCAAACGUUUUUGUCGGAUAAUUGGCUUGGCUAACAACUCUUUAUUUAACGAUUCUCAGAAAGGUCAAUAGAGAAAAUUCAUGGGAAAUUGACUUCCCAGGAAAAGGGUGAGGUCACUGUUGUGCCCUAUGGCUCUCACCCAUAAGCCUAAUGUUGAGCAUCCCGUUGCACGAGUUCUGUCAUGAGAGGAGAACUCCUGAGGACGAGAAUACCUUUUUGUUAGUUCGGGGCCGGAAGUCAACGAAUGGAAUCAACCCCGUCGUCAUAAACCUGUUGGUUGCAGAUAUGACAGAAGAAGAGCUGUAUACCGUGUACAAGGGCGUAUAUUUACUCAAAAAAAUUCAUAACCAAGAGAGCCUGAAAUACUACGAGGAGUUCUCUUUUCGUCCAAAUGACAUUCUGAUUGUUACUUAUCCCAAGUCAGGGACAACAUGGAUGCAGGAGAUAGUACCCCUGAUCCUGAGCCAGGGAGACCCAGCAGUGGUGGACACGGUGCCCAACUGGGACCGGGUCCCCUGGUUGGAGGCCAGAGCAUUUAUCUAUAACCUGGACCAGAGACCGUCCCCACGGGUCUUCGUUACUCACUUCCAGUACAACAUGAUGUCAACGGGCUUCCUCAAGGUCAAACCGAGGGUAAUUUAUGUGAUGAGGAACCCGAGAGAUGUAUUCACUUCCUACUCUCACUUUAGUAGGAUGGCCUCCUACUUGGUUAGUCCAGGGACACAGACUGAAUUUCUCAACAUAUUUCUUGAUGGAAAAGUGAUUUUUGGCUCGUGGUUCGAUCACGUGAAGGGCUGGCUGUCUGCCACAGAACAGCACAUCAUGUACAUCUCCUAUGAAGAGAUGAUCCUGGAUCUGGAGGCCUCUGUGACCCGGAUGGCUCAGUUCUUGGACACACCUCUGGAUUCUGAGAUGAUAAGGAAGAUUACCGAUCGAUGUGUGUUUAAGAAUAUGAAGAAGAACAAGAUGUCGAACUACUCCCUGGUGCCAAGUACAAUGAUGGACCAGAAUGUGUCAGAGUUCCUCAGGAAAGGUAUUGCUGGAGACUGGAAGAAUCAUCUAACUGCAGCAGAAGCGGAAUACUUUGAUGAAUUUUACCGAAAGCAAAUGAAGGAUGUAAAAUACACAUUUGUUUGGGAUUAGUUUUGUGUGUUCUAUCAUGUCCUGGGGCAAAGCCAACCCAUUGUAAAAGUACUAUUCCUAACGGCCAUGAUUCAUCAUGAUUUAAAAUCACAAUCAGCAUUUCUUAGACGGAGACGAUCUUGACAGAAAACGCUAAAGUGGCGUUGCGUUCUCACUUUUUAUUCAGCGUUUAACAGGCACUGUUCAACAGGCCCACCCAAAACGUUUCUGAAAAAAAAAAAUAUAUAUAUAUAUAAUAUAUUUUUAAUUUAUUGCACGGCUCUUUUCAAUGCUGUUGAACGAAAGUGUCAAGGGAAGUGUUUUUCCCUCUGUGAUAUCCGGUGAUAUCGCACACUAUUCGGUUGCUAAGCAACGUAAACGUCUUAUGCGGACUAUUUCUCUGCUGAUCAACACUGCGAAUGGUAAUUAUAAAAAGACACACCUUGUGAAGUUAUUUUUUCGCUUUGGCAACAUAGCCGUGUAAUAAGCGGCUUUUAAUUUGUGCAAAAAUUGUCUAAAUAUGCAUUGUUCAAUUUAAAAAAAAAAGGUUGAGGUUUCGUCGCGAGUUCAGCAGACAGUUACAGACACACAAGCUCAAGCCUCCAAGUGAUCUGAAAGUUUAAACAUCAUUCCAGUAAAGGACAAUGCUGCAGCCGUCUGCCGUUGUCGUUUAGGUACCUUAAACAUACACGAACGGUCUCGGAGUCAUACCUGCAACCAGGAGAUGAAGGAGAGCUGGGAUUCACAACACCUACAUCUUCCUCUCUGCCGACCCAGGAUGCUAGCGCGACCAGCGCCGAUUCUAUCCUAUUCUAUAACUAUUCCUACCUAUAUAAACAAGUUAUAGGCUACUACCUUUCAUUACAUUAUUAAAAGUUAUUUCCAGCAAACAGCUUCAAAAACAUGUUUUCUGGAACUCAAAUACGAUGUUUACUUGUCGGGAAAACACCAUAAUAUGUCUCCUUUAACUAAUGCUGGGCUUACACCAAAAGAUUUUCACAGUCACUGCAAGAGAGAAUUUAGCGUUGGAUCAAGUUUGUUAUUUAACAAGGUUUUUGUAGAUAUGGGGGGUGGAGAUGCAGCGACCACAGCAGGUCUGUUAACUUCCUGUUCGGGUUUCACAACUUUCUUGUUGGCAGGACAAGAGACACAAACUUGAAAAAAAAGAAGAAGCAACAACUGCUAUUUACAGUGCUCUACUAUUAUUCAGAUGUAUGUACUUGAUUAAAUUGUUUUAAUCAAGUACAUACAGGGUUCCUCCCGUUUGUCUCGUUCCACCCCUAGUGCUGAUAAUGUAGUGGACUGUUCUGGACAGAAAAUGCCAGGGCUGAAUUUUUGUCCCAGUCCACCCCUGAUUGUAGGGAUGCUAGUAAAACGAAUUUGGGAAACAAUUGUAUCUUACAAACAAACUGGAGUAAAAAUGCUG